CCGGUCAUGUGACGUCACGUGAAAAACCUAAAUUGCGGCGUCGUAACGUGGUACAUGCAACAACGUCGCACCAAAAAAUUGUUCUUGGCGGAAAUAAGCCACCGUAAUAAUUCCGUCGACAAAUAUCAUUUCUUUCCAUGCAGUUUAGUGCUGAUAACAUUCUGGCAUUUACUUAAUAGUAAACGUAACGAAUGUGCCGCCUGUGAAUCGGAAUUUGCUUUACUGCCGAAGACCCAAAUCUUCAAAAUGAAUGUCCGAUGUGCAAGGCCGGAGGAUCUGCUUAACAUGCAGCACUGUAACUUGCUGUGUCUCCCUGAGAACUACCAGAUGAAAUAUUACUUCUACCAUGGCCUCUCUUGGCCACAGUUGUCCUAUGUGGCUGAAGAUGAGAAUGGCAAGAUUGUGGGCUACGUCCUCGCUAAGAUGGAAGAAGACCCAGACGAGUUGCCUCAUGGUCACAUUACAUCAUUGGCUGUUAAGCGGUCACAUCGACGCCUUGGUCUAGCCCAGAAACUUAUGGAUCAAGCCUCACGGGCCAUGGUGGAAUGCUUCAAUGCCAAAUACGUGUCUCUCCACGUCCGGAUGAGCAAUCGGGCUGCCCUGCAGCUGUACCAGCAUACUCUGAAAUUCUCAAUCAGUGAGAUUGAGCCCAAGUACUAUGCUGACGGGGAGGAUGCAUAUGCAAUGAAGAGAGACCUGAGUCACAUCCCAAGCCUACAGAGGAAAGCAGUAAUGAAAGAGAUCAAGAGCUCCGAGAAGGAGGACGAGAAAUCCGACAGGAUUCAAGAGAACCUAGACUCCAAGGCAGUAGUCAUGGCCAAGGACAGGAAGCCCAGUGACACAUCCCGUCUGGAAGAAAAAGACAGAGGUCAAGGCAAGAACGAGAACGGCACGGGGGGAACUGCCAGGGGCAAAGGGGGCAGCGAGCACCGACCAGGGGAGAAAUCCAAACGUAGCCGCAAGAAAGCACGUGAUGCCGCAGCAAGGGCUGAGGAACGGUCCAAUGAGCUCAAGGAGAAGAAAGACAAAAGCAAGGAUACCGGCUAACAGUAGUCUUUGUCUCCCCUAUUUGAAUUUUUUGGGGUCAAUCUUGUACUGUCCAAAGUACCCAGCUCAUUACAUGCUGUGCAGUCACAUAUUCCUAGUCCAAAAUACAGUAGAGGAGGCUAGUCGAAGCAGUUUCUCCUCAUUCAGUGUCAAUUUCUGCAUGCAUUUCAACACCUAAAAACAUGUUAUACAGGGAAUAAGUUGUUUUCAGAAAAUUGAUUUUCCCUUUUGCAGUCAAAAAUGGACAGAACAAAAUUUACCUGUCAUUGUAACAUCAAAAUCACUCAGUGGUCUCUGAAACCUCUACGGUGAUACAAAUGAAGAACAGGGUACUUUCUGUUGUCUUGACAGUAACUGACUGGUCCCCUUUUAAAAUGUUUUAUGCCAUAUGCAGAGUGUUUAAUGAAUACAGAGUGGUUACUGAAAGUCUUGACCUUUGCAUGGGCAGUGUGAAUACAAACUUUGCUCAAUCAGACAGCACAAGCUGGGUAGUUUUUGUAUGAUGCACCAUUCAGCACUGAGUAUGAGUUUGGAACAUUUUAUUUGUGACCAGCUCUGCGAAAAGGUGUAUUUUGUGACUUUUUCUGCAUUUGAGUUAUAUAUAUAAUCAAAUUGCUCGCAUCCUAAGCUUUCAUUUGAUUUAUAAUUCAUUCCAUUGGCAUUUUGCAUUUUGGAGUUAUUUGCCAUUUGUAUAUUCAUAUAAUUUCAUUUUAUCACACAUGCUUUGUAAGAUAAUGCCCUUUAAACUUAAACAGAAACAUUAAACUUACAAUAAAUACUUGGUUUUCCUUAGUAACAGAGGCUUUCUGGUCAAGCAAUUGGCCUCAAAAUAUUUCCCAAUAUUUUCACUCUCGGCACAUGGAAUAUGCAGUUAAGCAUUUUUGCAUUGCACAUCUUUAAUACACCUUUUUGCAGAGCUGGAGCAGGUCACACUUCAUGUUCUGGCUUGACUUGUAUAUUUAAUAUGCAAGUGCUUAAUUCAACAGCAUGUGUUUAUAAUCAUGGUUGAUUCCUUUUGAAAAGUCCAAACUUAAAUCAUCUUAGUUCUGACAAAGAACUCAAGCACAAGACAGCCAAUAGAUUGUCGUCACACUUAAUGUGACUGGGCAUGUUGCAAGAUUGUGUCAUUAGCUGUAUACCUAGAUUUUUAAUUAAUGUUAAAUUCCCUGAACACAUGGCGUCUGGCAAUCAGAAUUCCCGUCAGAAUAAUCAUUGCUUCUUUUUCAUGCUGAUUAUUAUUUUGCAAGAAAAUAACAUUGACACUGAAACUCA
Messenger RNA from Acanthaster planci (crown-of-thorns starfish), 2319 nucleotides. RefSeq names its product N-alpha-acetyltransferase 10-like. Gene Ontology annotation, cellular component: NatA complex. Gene Ontology annotation, molecular function: protein-N-terminal-glutamate acetyltransferase activity; protein N-terminal-serine acetyltransferase activity. The record is from RefSeq and is a predicted model, not a curated record. Gene Ontology annotation, biological process: N-terminal protein amino acid acetylation. Lineage: Eukaryota; Metazoa; Echinodermata; Asteroidea; Valvatida; Acanthasteridae.